This is a messenger RNA of Hypanus sabinus (Atlantic stingray), 1269 nucleotides long. RefSeq names its product general transcription factor II-I repeat domain-containing protein 2-like. The transcript has 2 exons. NCBI's taxonomy places the organism in Eukaryota, Metazoa, Chordata, Chondrichthyes, Myliobatiformes, Dasyatidae. The coding region runs from base 158 to 760 and encodes 200 amino acids. The record is from RefSeq and is a predicted model, not a curated record.
UGACACCGCUACAACGUGUUUUUAUCGCUGGCUGUCCAGACGGAAGGUGCUGAAACGCUUUGUCGCGUGUCUGGAAGAAGUGAAAACUUUCCUGGGCAGCAAAGGGCUCACCUUUCCUGAGCUGGAACAGCCAGAGUGGCUGGAAAAGCUACACUUCAUGGUAGACAUGACAGCGCACCUGAACACGCUGAACACAGCUCUUCAGGGGAAAGGACGUACAGCCCUGCACAUGUUGGAGGAUGUUUUGGCAUUCGAGCGCAAGUUGACAGUGCUUGCCAGAGAUUUACAGAAAGGCACUUUGUCUCACUUCCCCAAUUUGAGAGAGUUCAAACAAGGUCACGACAUGAUAAUUUUGGAGUAUUUACAUUCUGCAAUCAUCGCAAUGCAAACAUCGUUUGGGAAACGCUUCUGUGAGUUCAGAGAGGAAAAAAACACAUUAUCCUUCCCGGUCACUCCCUUAAGCAUCGAUCCUUCCCUACUGAAUACGACUGCAUUGGCAGGUGUGAGUCAACCUGAUCUUGAGAUGGAACUGGCUGACAUAGCCGACAAAGACAUAUGGGUGUCCAAGUUUAGACGCUUGACAGCAGACCUUGAAGAUGUUGCCCGUCAGAAGGCCGUUCUUGCUCAGAAACACAAAUGGAGUGAUAUUGAAAACCUCACAGAUGACAGCUUGCGAUCCUGUGUAAAGAUGAAGGUGACAUCAUACAGCCCUGAUGUGCAGACGCUGUGCGCUGAGGUCCAGGAGCAGAAAUCCCAUUAACCAAGAUGACAGCUGGCUGACGUUAUUUUUGGUUUGCUGCUGGCGGAAAAUUUAAGUUCGGCGUUUUUCAUAAAUACAAGAAGGACUCAAAUAGACAUUGAAUAUUUUACUUAAAAGUAACUUUCAACCCAACGUCUUUUUUUCGGAGUUCAAAAUGUUUUUGUUGCAUGCAGAAAUGUAAUUUCGUUUUCUCUGCAGGAGUUCAUCAAUUUCAUAAAUGCAACACAUUAUAGUUUGUUUAUACAUAGCAUAAAGGCAAAAAAAACGUUGUAUGCAGUGUUAUUUCAUUUUAAAUGUCAAACGGGUUUUGCGGCUCCCAGUGUUUUCUUUUCUGUGGGAAAUGGGUCCAAGUGGCUCUUUCAGUGGUAAAGGUUGCUGACCCCUGGUUUAGACCAAGUGAGGAACUGUUUUCUCUGCUGGAAGGGUUAGAAUAUAUCAUUUAAAAUGACUGAUAAAAGAAUUAAUAGUGGAAAGGAAAAGACCUUCCACUCGAGUAGGCACUAUCUGCC